CUAUUCCUACACAUCCCAAACUCCCAACACCCAUCUAUUAUUGACCAAUGGCUCUCCUCUUUUCUUCUAAAAACCCAUCAUUUCUCAUUCUCUUCUUUUUAUCAUCUCUUCUCUUUCUCACUACCCAACAAUGCAACCAUCACCACUUCUCUGCUUUGCUCGACUUAAAGAAUGGCUUUGACUUCCCUGCUUUUUACACCCCCUCUACUCUCCCCUCUUGGAAUUCGAACAAUCCCGAUUGCUGCUCUUGGGAAGGCAUCACGUGCGAUGGACCCAAUGGUCACGUGAUCAGCCUCGACCUCAGUGAGCUCUUUAUCUCUGGUCGGAUUGAUUUUGAAAGCCUCUUUCGUCUUCGGAGCCUCCAGAGGCUCAACCUCGCUUCCAAUAAAUUUGAUGGCUCUCCAAUCCCAUCUGGGUUUGACCAGCUCACCAGUUUGACCCAUCUCAACCUCUCUCGGUUGCAUUUUUAUGGCCAAAUCCCACUGGAAAUCUCCCGCUUGACCAAUUUGGUUUCUCUCGAUCUUUCUCGCAAUCUAUGUAUCAAUGGUUCAUCCAUUAAAUUUCUGAAACUCGAAAACCCAAGCAUUGGAGCAGUCGUCCAAAACCUGUCCAAUCUGAGUGAACUCUAUCUGGACUGGGUACACAUCUUACUGCAGGGCCAGACCUUAGAUUUGCCACUCCCUACUCUCCGCAAGUUGAGCUUACGAUAUUGUCUUCCUUCAGGCUCCAACUAUUCUUCCCUUUCACAGCUCCAUUUCUUAUCUGAACUCGACCUCAGCGGAAACAAUCUAUCCUCUGCAGUGCCCAGCUUCCCGGGGAGUCUCCGCAAGUUGAUCUUAAUAGAUUGUGGUCUUUCAGGCUCCAACUAUUCUUCCCUCUCACAGCUCCAUUUCUUAUCUGAACUCGACCUCAGCAGAAACAAUCUAUCCUCUGCAGUGCCCAGCUUCCCAGGGAGUCUCCGCAAGUUGAUCUUAAUAGAUUGUGGUCUUUCAGGUUCCAUCUAUUCUUCCCUUUCACACCUCCAUUUCUUAUCCGAACUCGACCUCAGCUAUACCGAUCUCUCCUCUGCAAUGCCCAGCUUCCCAGGGAGUCUCCUCAAGUUGAUCUUACAAGGUUGUGACCUUUCAGCCUCCAUUCAUUCUUCCCUUUCACAGCUCCAUUUCUUAUCUGAACUCGACCUCAGCUAUACCGAUCUCUCCUCUGCAGUGCCCAGCUUCCCGGUGAGUCUCCGCAAGUUGAUCUUAUAUGAUUGUGGUCUUUCAGGCUCCAUCUUUUCUUCUCUUUCACAGCUCCAUUUCUUAUCUGAACUCGACCUCAGCGUAAACGAUCUCUCCUCUGCAGUGCCUAGCUUCCCAAGGACUCUCCGCAAGUUGAUCUUAAUAGAUUGUGGUCUUUCAGGCUCCAUCUUUUCUUCCCUUUCACAGCUCCAUUUCUUAUCUGAACUCGACCUCAGCCUUACCAAUCUCUCCUCUGCAGUGCCCAGCUUCCCAGGGAGUCUCCGCAAGUUGAUCUUAAAAGAUUGUGGUCUUUCAAGCUCCAUCUUCUCUUCCCUUUCACAGCUCCAUUUCUUAUCUGAACUCGACCUCAGUCGAAGCAAUGUCUCCUCUGCAGUUCCCAAUUUCAUAGGGAACUUAUCCUCCUUGACGUCCCUGCUCCUUCCAGAUUGUGGAUUGCAUGGAAAAUUCCCUGAGAGUGUUUUCCAGCUGCCAAAUCUACAAAUCAUUGACAUAUCAGACAAUCCACUUGUAGCUAUCAAUUUGCCGGAGUUCCCUCAAAACAAUACUCUACAGGAAUUGAUCCUUUCAUACACUGGAUUAUCAGGAAAGUUACCGGAUUCUCUCGGUAAUCUCAAAUUCUUGAGUAAAUUAGACCUCAAAAAUUGCAACUUGUCAGGAUCAUUACCAUCCUCACUUUUGAACCUUACCAAACUGCAAUAUCUGUCUCUUUCAUCCAAUAAAUUGAGCGGCCCAAUUCCUUCUUCAUAUGGAAACGAGCUUCUGAAUCUCAAAGAGAUAAGCUUAUGGGAUAAUUCGCUUAAUGGGACCAUUCCAUCAUCAUUGCUUUCACUCCCAUCAUUACAAGUGUUGGUUCUCGGAGGUAACCAACUUAGCGGUCAACUUGGGGAGUUUCACAAUGCCUCUUCUUCACAGCUGGUGUACAUCCAUUUGGGUAACAAUAAAUUGCAGGGGAUGAUACCUAGAUUUAUCUUUCAACUUACCAAGCUUGAACACCUAGAUGUUUCUUCCAAUAAUUUCAGUGGUGUUGUGGAGCUAGGCUUAUUUCAAAACCUCAAAAAACUUUCCUCUCUGGAUCUUUCAGAUAACAACUUGUCAGUCCAAUAUGGCAUUGGUAAUUCCACAUUUGUUUCCAUCACCCAGUUUGAAUAUUUGUUUUUACGUUCUUGCAACAUCAGCACGUUUCCAAAUUUCUUGAGAAAUCAGGUGCAGUUGAGGGAAUUGGACCUUUCCAACAAUAAAAUUAGUGGUGAAAUACCCAAAUGGAUAUGGGAGGUUGGCAAUGGGUCUUUAAACUCUUUAAAUCUUUCUCACAAUGUUCUGCAAGGAAUGGAACCAUCUCCCCAUCUUUUGUUGAGUGCCUUGCAAUACCUUGAUCUUAGCUCCAACAUGCUUGCAGGCUCACUUCCAAUCCCAUCACCCUCCAUCCUUUUCUUUUCAGUUUCAAACAACAGCUUCCGUGGAGAAAUCCCUCUAUCAGUUUGCAAUGCAAAAUCCCUAAUAUUCCUUGAUUUAUCUUACAAUCACUUCAUUGGUCAGAUUCCACCAUGUUUCGGUGAGAUUGGUGAUGCCCUGUCUGUGUUGAAUCUUCAAGGAAAUGCUUUCAAUGGCACCUUACUUCAGACAUUUAAAGAGGGAUGCAACAUACAAACGCUUGAUCUCAGCAGGAAUCAAUUAGAGGGCCAAGUGCCAAGGUCUUUGGUUAAUUGCAAAAUGUUGGAGGUAUUAAACCUGGGAAACAAUCAAAUACAUGACACCUUCCCUUUAUGGUUGGGAACUUUGUCCCAAUUGCGUGUUCUCGUCUUGAGAUCCAACCAAUUUCAUGGCACCAUUGCGCAUCCUCUAACAAAUCACCCUUUCCCACUGUUACAAAUUUUCGACCUCUCUUUCAAUAGCUUUGAGGGUAAUUUUCCAUCAAAUAUGUUCAAGAGCUGGAAGGCAAUGAUGGAAGAUGACAAAUCCCAAUCUUUGGUCCUUGGCAAAAUGAUAUACGGUAAUGGAAGUUCCAUAUACUAUCAAAACAAAGUGUCUUUAGUCAGCAAAGGGUUACAGAUGGAACUAGUAAAGAUCCUUACGGCCUUUACUGUAGUGGAUCUCUCGGAAAACAAAUUUCAUGGGGAUAUCCCAGAAUCAAUUGGGGAUCUAAAGUCACUCCUUGUCCUCAAUAUGUCCAACAAUGAUUUAACCGGCGGAAUUCCAACAUCAUUUCAGAAUCUAAGGGAUCUAGAGUCAUUAGAUCUCUCACAUAAUAAAUUGUCUGGAGAGAUCCCUUGGCAGCUAACAGAUCUAACAUUCCUUGCAGUGUUGAAUCUCUCACAGAAUUUCCUCGUGGGAAAAAUACCACAAAGCCGGCAGUUUCUUACAUUUAACAGCGAAUCAUUCAAAGAGAACUCGGGAUUGUGUGGACCUCCACUAUCAAAGAAAUGCGAAGAUGCAGAGAGUGCACCACCGUCCCCUCUAUCAACAUUGCAAUCUGAAAGGAAAUAUGAAUGGGAAUUAAUGUGGAUAGGAUUUGGAGUUGGACACGGAGUAGGUGUAGGGAUGCUUUUCUGGACCCUAGCACUUUGGAGGAAGGGAAGGAGAGAAUUCUAUAUAUUUAUUGAUAGAAUGCUUUCCUUAAUUUUUCCUUCCAUGGUGUUUCCUAAAUAGCAAUGACGGUGAGAUGAUUGGAGCUAGGGUAAAUAUGUUUGUACCGUUCGUGUCUACAAGAAAAAAAAAAAGAAGCUUUAGUUGUUUUCUCCUUUUUGUAAUUUUGUGUAUUUUGCUUGGUCUAUAUGAUAUGUGUGGUAGUUGUUUCUUGUA
Messenger RNA from Magnolia sinica, 4037 nucleotides. RefSeq names its product receptor like protein 22-like. The record is from RefSeq and is a predicted model, not a curated record. The transcript has a single exon. Gene Ontology annotation, molecular function: protein binding. NCBI's taxonomy places the organism in Eukaryota, Viridiplantae, Streptophyta, Magnoliopsida, Magnoliales, Magnoliaceae. The coding region runs from base 48 to 3884 and encodes 1278 amino acids.